AUGGGCAAAAGCGGGUCUGGAAAGACAUCUAUGCGUUCUAUUAUCUUUAGUAAUUAUAUUGCUCGAGAUACGAGAAGACUUGGAGCAACAAUUGAUGUUGAACAUUCAAAUGUAAAGUUCUUGGGUAAUCUCGUUUUAAAUUUGUGGGAUUGUGGAGGUCAAGAAGCGUUCAUGGAAAAUUAUUUUGCAUCGCAAAGAGAUAGAAUUUUUAAGAAUGUUGAAGUCCUUAUCUAUGUAUUUGAUGUUGAAAGUAGAGAUUGGGAAAAAGAUUUACAUUAUUAUCAAUCUUGUUUGGAAGCUAUUCUUGCUAAUUCAAAGGAAGCUCGUAUUUUUUGUUUAAUACACAAAAUGGAUCUUAUACCAGAACACCAAAGAGAUCAAAUCUUUGAACAAAGAGUAACUGAACUUCAAAAACGAUCUGAGCCAUUGACAAUUCAAGCAUUUCAAACAUCAAUCUGGGAUGAAACAUUGUACGCUGCUUGGUCUAAAAUUGUUCAUUGUUUGAUUCCAAAUAUUCGUGUAUUGGAAUCUCACUUGGAUAAUUUUUGUCGAAUUUGUGAUGCAGAUGAAGUUGUAUUAUUUGAAAGGACGACAUUUUUAGUUAUAGCUACAGCUGCCACUAUUUCACAUCAAGAUCACCAUCGAUUUGAAAAGAUUAAAUCAGCAGCAACUUUACUUAAUAUUGAAGCAGCUAAAAAGCAUUUCAAGAAAUUGGAAGCAUCAAGAUAA
Messenger RNA from Cokeromyces recurvatus, 729 nucleotides. RefSeq names its product Gtr1/RagA G protein. The transcript has 6 exons. Gene Ontology annotation, cellular component: nucleus; fungal-type vacuole membrane; Gtr1-Gtr2 GTPase complex. Gene Ontology annotation, biological process: cellular response to starvation; cellular response to amino acid stimulus; regulation of autophagy. NCBI's taxonomy places the organism in Eukaryota, Fungi, Mucoromycota, Mucoromycetes, Mucorales, Mucoraceae. The coding region runs from base 1 to 729 and encodes 242 amino acids. Gene Ontology annotation, molecular function: GTP binding; GTPase activity. The record is from RefSeq and is a predicted model, not a curated record.